Molecule: messenger RNA, 1248 nt
Organism: Peniophora sp. CBMAI 1063
Lineage: Eukaryota; Fungi; Basidiomycota; Agaricomycetes; Russulales; Peniophoraceae
Source: the annotation of a GenBank genome assembly
AUGACAUUGGACGACUCGAACAUACAGCGGUCCAAGAUCCUCCUGCUCGGCCAGCGAAGGAGCGGAAAAACUUCCAUCCACCGUGUCCUGUUCGACGAUGCCGUUCCAAAGGAGACCUUCUACCUCGAGCCCACCACUCGAAUCGAGAAGCACAUCUACGAUACAAUAAUUCCGCUGGAAAUAUGGGACUGUCCUGGCAACACUACGCCGGAUACGCUGUCCGCUCCGCUCAGCGACUUUGACGCCGUCAUCUACGUGAUCGACAUGACCGAUCAACAAUACCAGAAAUCCAUCGAGCAGCUCGUCCGGUUUGCGCAGGCGGCGUACACGGCUGCGGCGGAGAGCAUCAUCUUCGAGGUCUUCGUGCACAAGACCGACUCGUAUUCGGAGGACUAUCGAUUUGAGAACUUUCAACAAAUCAAUGCCCGGAUUGAAGACGACCUUUUCGACAUCUCCUUGCCCGAAACAUUCGUCACAUGCAAGCAGACCUCAAUCUACGACCACACCUUACACUCUUCCUUCUCCACGCUGGUCCACAAGCUUAUCGGCACAGUGACACUUGGCUUCGUUGAAGAACUAUGCAACUCUUUCUGCGCAAACGCCCAGGCUAGUAAGGCAUUCUUGUUCGAUGUGAACUCAAGGCUUUAUGUUGCGACGGACGCGAGCCCUGUGGAUGCGGGCACUUUGGCGCUCUGCUUGGACUACAUCAGGACGCUGCAUAAACUCGCCCCUCUAUACACAUCGUUGACGGCUACACCCCUACGUCUUCGACCGGAUACACCUCCGCCCGCGCUUACGCCCGCACUAAGCGCCACAAGCCCCGCAGGAACAGCGACGACCACACCGGCGCGUACACCAGCAACACGAAGCCCUGCAUCACCUUCCGCCGCUCUCCUCCCGGCAGUAAGCAAUCUGGCGGCUUCAACGCCUUCCCUCGCAUCAGCCAUCUCUUCCCGCACGCCGGCCGCCAGUACACCUAGUACGCCUUCUCCACCUCCGUUCAGUCCUAGCGCGGCAAUGAGCCUUGCGGGCGGCACGACGCUCACGUAUCAUGCCGCUGGACCUUCGCUGGCACUGCUUGCGCUGUUGCCGACAAAUGUGUUGGAGAAGAGGAGGGGGUUGUUGGAGUAUAACGCAGUGUUCUUCAGGGAGGGCGUCUUGGAGAUCGGAGGUGUUAUCAGGGAGGCGAGAAGUGGCACUGCAGAUGGAAAGGAUGCGAAGGCGGACGGAGGGAAGAAGAAGAAAUAG